UCUACAUUUGUUUCCUUAUCGCGAUUAAUCACGCUGCGAGAGUGGAUGUAUGUUGUAGAUCGAAUUCUUUUGAAUUUUCUUAGUUAUAAUUACCAUUAUGGCUGAAAAUGAACGUAAAUACGAUGUUGUUGUGUUUGGUGCUAGUGGUGUAACUGGUAAAUAUGUUGUUGAAGAACUUGCUGUAAAUCAUGGUGAUAUAAAAUGGGCUGUCGCUGGUCGAAACCCGGCAAAAUUGAAAACUAUUUUGAAAGAAGUUGGAGAUGAAAUAAAUAAAAAUUUAAAUGCUAUUGAAAUUAUUGAAGCUGAUGUGAGCAAUGAGAACUCAAUAUCAGAAAUGUGCAAAAGUACAUCUGUCUUGGUAAAUUGUGUUGGCCCGUAUCGUUUCUCUGGAGAAAAAAUAGCUGAUCUUUGUGUAAAGAACAAAACACAUUGUGUUGAUGUUAGUGGUGAACCUCAGUUUUUAGAAACUGUGCAACUGAAGUAUUUUGAAGAAGCUAAAGCACAAGGUGUAUACAUUGUAGGCUCUUGUGGUUUUGACAGCAUUCCAUGUGACCUUGGCAUUGAAACUGUUAGGAAGACAUUUGAUGGUGAUCUGAACAGUGUUGAGACUUUUUUAAUCGUUAAUCAACCUCCUGACACUACUGUAAAUUUUGCUACUUGGCAGUCAGCUAUUCAUGGUCUUGCUCAUGCUCACGAAUUGAAACCUCUUCGAAAAGCUUUAAAGGAAAAAUUAUUUCCUAAGCCACUUCCAACAUCAAACUACAAAUUAAAAGCAAGACCAACACUCUUUAAAAGCAAGGAAGUUGAAGGGUGGUGCAUUCCUUUCAUCGGAAGUGAUCGCUCCGUAGUGUUGAGGAGUCAGAUGUACAAUUUCCAGUUCAAAAAUGAAAGACCAGUUCAAGUCCAAACAUAUAUGAAAGCCAAAUCACUUGUUGCAGCCAUAGCUACUUUGGUUAUGGGUGGCAUUUUCAUGCUGAUGACUAAGUUUGCUCUUGGUCGAGAUCUGCUUGAAAAGUUUCCAGAAAUCUUUUCUCUUGGUGUCUUCAGUCGUACACCUCCAAAAAGGGAAAAGGAAUCUACUGGCUCAUUCUCUGUUAUUUUCAAAGCCAAUGGCUGGUCAGAAAAAUUGUCCAGUCCAACUGAUAAACAUACUGAGAAGCCAAACAAAACAAUGAUUGCUGUAAUGAAGGGACCAGAUCCUGGGUAUAUCACUACAGCUAUUUGCAUUGUUAAUUCUGCCAUUAUUAUUUUGAAAGAAAAAGACAAGCUACCUUUAAGUGGCGGUGUUUUUACUCCAGCUGCAGCUUUCACUGAUACCAGCCUCAUGAAGAAAUUAGAAGAGCGAGGCAUUAAACUGAUAUUCCCAUAGAUCUAAGGUCACUGAUAUUUCUUACAAUUCGAAAAUUUAUUUUAUAUGCACAACUUUCUAAAUUCAGGAUAUUUAUCUAGUUUACAGUAAAAUAUUCUGAUAUUGCUGGUCACCAUUUACUUAUAUUGUUCCUAUAUUCGAUAUUUUAAAUUUAUAAAUGUGCCAUAUAUUUUAUGUUUAAAAUAUUGAUUAUGGAAGCUUUGUACUUUAUAUUAUGAUUUAAUAAAGGUUACCAAUAUUUUCUUUAA
This is a messenger RNA of Argiope bruennichi, 1617 nucleotides long. Its product is annotated as saccharopine dehydrogenase-like oxidoreductase. Gene Ontology annotation, cellular component: lipid droplet; plasma membrane; mitochondrion. NCBI's taxonomy places the organism in Eukaryota, Metazoa, Arthropoda, Arachnida, Araneae, Araneidae. The transcript is spliced from 12 exons. Gene Ontology annotation, biological process: glycolipid biosynthetic process. The record is from RefSeq and is a predicted model, not a curated record. Bases 98 to 1369 code for a protein of 423 amino acids.